Messenger RNA from Trichogramma pretiosum, 1747 nucleotides. Its product is annotated as zinc finger protein OZF-like. The record is from RefSeq and is a predicted model, not a curated record. Bases 84 to 1565 code for a protein of 493 amino acids. Gene Ontology annotation, biological process: regulation of transcription by RNA polymerase II. The transcript has 3 exons. Gene Ontology annotation, cellular component: chromosome. Lineage: Eukaryota; Metazoa; Arthropoda; Insecta; Hymenoptera; Trichogrammatidae. Gene Ontology annotation, molecular function: chromatin insulator sequence binding.
AUUGAAUCCAAGUUAGUCUGGCAGAUGUGUCGUAACAUUAUUGACGCAAAGAUCGAUCGUCGCUGAAAUUCCGAGUGAAAAGGAUGAAGCCCAGUUGUUCGUUCGAUUUUCCUCUCAAGAUAAAAGAGGAACCCAGUGAUGCGCCACUCAUUGAGAAUGAUGACGAGAUACCUGAUGCUAAACAUUUUCAAUUCUUCGGAUUUCCGCUAGAAAAUUCGGCGCUUCAAGAACGUAACGGAAAUCACAAAAGUAAACUUGACGACUUGGCAAUUGAAUUUGAGUGUAGAGACGCGAAGCGUAUCGCGGAUUUAUUAGAGGUGACGAAAGUUGAAGAUUGUACCCAAAAUCGAUUGCAGAAUAAGGAAGAUGAAAACAGUCAUCGAACUCGAAAUAAAAUCAACACGAGAGCGGUAAAGAAAGAACCAUUCGUGGACGAUGCGAAACAAUCGAUUGGACAUGGACUCGAAGCUGUUAUCGACAAUGCGUAUGAGAUAUGUAGAAAGAAAUGUUCGAACCAGAGUAAUCUCAACAUCCACAUCGAUAAUUUGCACAAUGGUGUCAGACAUGCAUGUGAUAUUUGUGACAAGAAAUUCAAGAGUAAAAGCUAUCUCAAGUACCACAAUGAUUGGGUGCAUAAUAAAGUCAGACAAGCAUGCGAUGUAUGCGAUAAGACAUUCACACGAAAGGAUACUCUUAAAGUCCACAUCGUCUCGGUGCACAAUGGUGUCAAACAUGCAUGUGAUAUUUGCGAAAAGAAAUUUUCAACGAAGACUCAUCUCAAAACUCACAUGAAUGGGGCGCACAUCGGCGUCACUCAUGCAUGCGAUAUGUGCGGGAAAAAAUUCACAACGAAAACUUAUCUCAAACGUCACGUGGAUGUGGUGCACAAUGGUGUCAAACAUGCAUGUGAUGUAUGCCAAAAGAUAUUCACACGAAAGGAUACUCUCAAAAUCCAUACCGUCUCGGUACACAAUGGUGUCAAACAUGCAUGUGAUAUUUGCGAAAAGAAAUUUUCAACGAAGACUCAUCUCAAAACUCACAUGAAUGGGGCGCACAUCGGUGUCGCUCAUGCAUGUGAUGUAUGCCAAAAGACAUUCACACGAAAGGGUACUCUUAAAAUCCACAUCGUCUCGAUGCACAAUGGUGUCAGACAUGCAUGCGAUAUUUGCGGGAAAAAAUUCACAACGAAAACUAAUCUCAAAACUCACGUGGAUGCGGUGCACAAUGGUGUUAAAUAUGCAUGUAAUAUUUGCGGAAAGACAUUCACACAAAAGUCGGCUCUCAAUACACACAUCUCUUCGGUGCACGAUGGUGUCAAACAUGCAUGUAAUUUUUGCGGAAAGUCAUUCAAACAAAAGAGUCAUCUUAAAACCCACAUUAACGCUGCGCAUAAAGGUAUUACUUAUCCAUGCAAUAUAUGUGAAAAAGCAUACCAGCGUCAAACUGAUCUCCGUCGACACGUUAAAUCGUCGCAUACAAAUAACACUCACACGUGUGAUAAAUGCGGUAAAUCAUUUUCACAAAAGAAUAAUCUUAGGGCUCACAUAGUUAUGGCGCGUCACUGACGCAUUGCGACCUAAUAAAUGUAACACAUUUAUGUUAAAUAGUAUUCAAAAAUUCACAAUGUAUAAUCUACUGUAUUUGUUCGUAAGAUUAAUUUAAACAUUUUUAUUUAUUAUAUUGUAUACUUUUCUGGUGAUAAGUGAUUUCAUUACGUAAAAUCACCGUCAAAACUUUGACGAAAUAA